Cyphellophora attinorum is the source of this 1782-nucleotide messenger RNA. RefSeq lists its product as uncharacterized. Bases 1 to 1782 code for a protein of 593 amino acids. Gene Ontology annotation, biological process: DNA-templated transcription. Lineage: Eukaryota; Fungi; Ascomycota; Eurotiomycetes; Chaetothyriales; Cyphellophoraceae. Gene Ontology annotation, molecular function: zinc ion binding; DNA binding. The record is from RefSeq and is a predicted model, not a curated record. The transcript has 6 exons.
AUGAGUCUUGUUGAUUCUUGGCCACAUGAUCACCUGAACUCAGCAACGAGCGAGAAUCCUCCCGGCAGCACUGGUUUCAACAUCACCUCGAUCAUUGAUCCCUUGCAGACUCUGAAUGAGAGUGUACCUCUUGUCCGGCCUGGAGCACUCCCUGACUUUAACGGAGUAGAUGCUGACCAGUCCAUCCGGGCGCCCGAUUUCCAUCGCCAUGACUUCAACCCGCUCCCAGAUACUGCUACUGGUGGCGUGGAUGACUUUUGGCAAAAUAGUGAAUUUUGGUUCGAUCAAUCCGAACUUGACUGGAACGACGACCUCUUUGAAGCAAAUCCGCCAUUGCUUGACCAUGAGAUGCCGUCUCCGCUGAACAGCCUGACUGCCAUGAUGCAAGAAUACUUUGACCGAAGAUCGCGGCCGUCAUCGCCUUCUCCUGCUAAAGCUAGCAAAAUAUGGUAUUCGGCUGCUCCACUUCUCGAAAACCAUAACAGGGACAUCAUCAGAGUGUUUCACAACGUGUUCAGAAGGCAUAUUCCGAAGACGUUCUCUCUUUUUGAAGAUACAGCUACGACCAGCUCCAAAUGUCAACCAGCAUUAACGCUCGCUCUAGCUGCCACUGGUGGACUGUUUUGCGGUACUCCUGGCAGCGCACAAGUUGCGAAGUCAAUGUAUGACGAUGCUCGGCGGAUGGUUCUUUCAACUAUCAACGCACAGAGCUAUUCAGACAAGUCUUCUGCAAGUCGAUUGGAUAAGUUUAUCGUGGCGAAAACAUUCGUCUUGUUGGCCUUGUACGGUCUCUGCAGCGGUGAUAAGAGAAGUUACGAAUUCGUCGAGGUAUUCCAUGGCAAUCUUAUUCAUUCUGUUCAGGAAUACAGCAAAGCAUGUCAACGGUGUCCUCACGCAGACGACGUCGACAAAGAUAAUACCCGUCUUCUCGAAGCUCUACAUAUCCUUGACUGCUAUCGAGUUAUCAUCCUGCAGCGACCGCCUUCCCUGGCACGAAAAUACAGCGAAUCGUUCCUACGUACGCCCACGAAUCGAAGUCGCAUAUCUAAGCUUCACAGCGUGAUAGCUGGCCUAGUGGGCGGCGGCCAUACGGUCGACCUGGGCCAAAACAUCACCUUCGGUUUGACGAGUUUGGCAUCUCUGAGCUCUUUUGUAUGGCCUGCGACAUACCCCCAGCAAAACGGUUACGGUACCGAGAAACAUCCGUCCGAUGACCUCUUCGUAUGGAGAGCCGAUUUUGCAGAGUUAGCCUGUGACACCUGGCUUCGUACGAUUCACCGACCCGAAAACCUAUCUCACCUUAUUAUGUAUCACAUGAUGGGCAUUAUACUACAUUCGAAUUUAACUGUUUUGCAGAAUUUCGCGCACUCUGCACCUGGAUCGGCAGCACGAGACGCGGAAAGAGGGUUGGCUGCAAGAGAGAUCCAUGCAUGGACGAAAGACAAGCACUACACAACUGCUCAGUGGCAUGCAGAGAAUAUGAUUUCCAGUGUCGAAGCUGCCCUGAUCGAGGCGUCGGCCGCAAGACAAACCCAGUGUGCCUCAGCUCGAACAUCGUCGCUGCCCCUGGAGUUGGCAGGCUUAGCGUUCGAAGCACCACACGUGCCUUAUGCUGUUUACUAUGCCAGUCUGGUUCUUUGGGCUGGUGCUUUCACAGCGCCGCACUUGGCAAAAUCUUCCCUCUCAGAACGAGCUCAACUAGCUAGAGGCGAGCUGAUUCUACUUGCCCACAAAGUGCACAUCGCUCAGCUCCUUGCCCGGCUUCUUAAUGAGGUUCGUUGA